AUGUUCAGAUUUCCUGAUGAGCAUCUAUUAUCGCUGAAGUUUGUCUUUGGCUCAUCAGCCGUCCAGGCCUUGGACCUAGUUGAUCGACAGUCCAUCACCUUAAUCUCAUCGCCCAGUGGGAGGCGUGUCUACCAGGUACUUGGAAGCGCUGGUAAAACUUACACGUGCUUGGCUUCUUGUCACUACUGUUCCUGCCCUGCGUUUGCCUUCUCGGUGCUGUGGAAGAGUGACAGCCUGCUGUGCAAGCAUCUCUUGGCAGUGUACCUCAGCCAGGUGACAAGCACCUGUCAGCAGCUAAGUGUCUCUGAUAAGCAACUGACUGACAUACUGUUGACGGAAAAGACACAUGAAGCCUGAGAGGUACCGCCUGAGCAUCGUUAUCUUUCAAAAUAGAAGUGCCAUCAGGAAACGCACUUGACCUGCCGUGGUUCACGUGGAAGGGAAGUGAAGCCGACUCCUUGUUGCUGCCCCUCUUGUGUCCUGGACUGCAGGAGGGGCUGUGGGUUGGAACCCACGAUGUACAUAUGGUUUGAAGCCCCCAUGAAAAAUGUGACCCAGCUUCUGAGCCCCUGGGGCACAGAAUUUCCAGAUAGAUUCAAGCAUUUUAGACCCAAAGCCUAGUAUCAUAUCGUGUCCACAAGCAGAUUCCCAAGUGACUAAAGUUUGGUAAUUUUUAAGAGGUUGGGAUGGUGGACAAACCAAUAAGAUGAAGGUCAGAUGAAUGAGGGUUACUUCUUUUCCUCGGGUCCAGGAAAUUUCUGCAAUAAAAGAUCAGAGCAGAGCUGUGGCUAAAAGGCAGCAAGCAGGAGAAGACUCGGGGGUUCUGGCUGCAGUGAGCUGCUGGCAUCGGUGGUGCUGGUGCCAAAACAGCUUGUGAAAUGGACUGUGUUGUGAGGAAGGCAGAAUUGAGAAUCAGGAAGUGCUGGCUUGCUCUGCAUGCGUUUCUGAGCUUUGUAACGGCAGGAAGGGAGGGACUAAACUCACAUUCCAAAGAAGCUGGAGAUGCUACUGUGGUUUCCAGCCUGAAGAAGGAAAGAUGAAAGAGACUCCAAGAGGGGUACUGAAAGGGAGAGAAACUGGGGCUUGGGACGCGUUCGGACCCCAGGGGAGUGCAGAGGAGCAAGGAUGGAUGAAAGUGGAAAUGAGGCAGAUCUCAGCCCAGGACGGGAACUUCUUAUAGGGAAAGCUGUCUGAGAACAGGAUCCUCAAAGGACAGGCAUCCCCUGUCUCCGCAGCGUCCCUCCUGCGGGAGGAAGGGAGUCGGUGCACAGGCCCGUGACACAGAUGGCUGGCGGCUGAGGAGCCCCCCGCCCCAUGCCCCCGCAGCCUGCGGGUGAGCGCGACGCGGAUGCUGCAGCCUUUUGUGGUGCUGAGCUGGGCAAACGCAACCCAUCAGAACUUCAGUACGUGGGAGCUGGGGCUUGGGUGCAGACUGGUUUUUUAAGCAGUCUUCAGGAUAGAGAACAGACGGGCUGGUGCAGCUCUGCACAAGCUGAUGCGGCCCCUAAUCUCGUUUGUUUGCUUUAUUUUUUCACCUAACAUACAAACACAGUUAUAUAACUUAACUCAGUAAAAUUUUCACACUUUGGGUUCCAACAACUUGGCCAAACUUGAACUUGGGAGGGAAGGAAGAUUCACCGUCCGGCUCUAGAGGGGGAGGGGAGCCUGGUGGAGGCGGGGCCCCACUUCUCCAGGGUCUUCCUCCCGGGCAGUUUGCUGUCUGUGGACAAGACUGUUAUCAAACCCUGUAAGAGGAUCCUCCCCCUACAUUAAUAGAGCAGUUUCUUGAUUGAAGCAUUAUACUUUAAAUUCUCCUGGUCACCUUCCUCGGAACAAGUAUAUAUAUUUUAGUAUGUCCAACUUUUCCCAUUACCUCUACGUUAAAAAAACAUUUGUUAUUAAAACAGUU
Vicugna pacos (alpaca) is the source of this 1909-nucleotide messenger RNA. The record is from RefSeq and is a predicted model, not a curated record. NCBI's taxonomy places the organism in Eukaryota, Metazoa, Chordata, Mammalia, Artiodactyla, Camelidae.